This is a messenger RNA of Aspergillus udagawae, 486 nucleotides long. RefSeq names its product SRPBCC family protein. The record is from RefSeq and is a predicted model, not a curated record. Bases 1 to 486 code for a protein of 161 amino acids. Lineage: Eukaryota; Fungi; Ascomycota; Eurotiomycetes; Eurotiales; Aspergillaceae. The transcript has 2 exons.
AUGAGUACAUUCAAUGUUGCCUGGAUAGUGGCCGUAAACGGGGCCAAUAGCCAUCCCAAGCUAUCAAUCAAUGACCUCUGGCAGGGGUGUGUCCUACUUGCCCGUUCCCCUCAGCUAUUCACCAGUGCUAUGUCCGCCUGUGAUAUCCCCUCAAUUCCCAGCAACAAUUUUACCAGGACUGUACACUUUCGCCAAGGUCCCGUGGACAGGAUGGAGCAGGAAAUUACGUUGGUGGACAGACACAAGUUCGAAUGUACCGUCCCAGACACCGGCAACCGGGUCACAACGAUGAUUUGCCACGGUGUCUCUGAGUCUCCGGAGGACCUUUAUCUGUCAUUUGAGUACAACAUACCGUACGGGAAGGUUAGUCCGGAGGGGGAGGAAGGGGCAAAGCUUCGGGCAAUGUACCGUUUGAAAGCCAAGGAGAACCUGGUGACGGGGCUGGCCACCAUGCGAGAUCUCAAGUCUCGUGGGAAGUUGGGAUAG